ACUCAGCAAUAAAAAGCUAUAUACUAGCAUAAGCUACUUAGUAGGUUUUAUAUAUUUACAGACACAGGUAAAAUAAAGAGACAGGAAUGCAACUGUUUGGUAGACAACAUUACUGAGUGUCACGCAGGCUAAACGUGUUUUUACACCCAAGUUCUCUGUUUUUUUCUGCGGCUGCUGUCAAAUAAAUGCCUUCUCGGUCAUAAAUCUCACGGGCAGUUUAAUUAUGUGUCAGGAGUCAGAAUAAAAAAGGUUGACGUAGUGAAGCUCUCCCUCGACUCACCUCCCUCACAUAAAACAGCGCGAGUUUGAGGCUUGGAUCAGAUCCGUUCAGAGAGCAGAGCGCAUCUCACACCUGUAGACAGAGAGAAACUUUCAUUCUUUCCGUCUCUCACCCCGGCUGGACUUGACUUCAUACUAACCGCUUACGAUUCCCGCACGAGCCGAGCUCAUAUUAUCAACAGCGUCACAUUUCCCCGCUUUCAGAUCGAGUUCAAACCGUGAAGCGCAACUUUGGGCAGCGACACUGAAGCGAUGGAGCCAUCCGUCAUCCCCGGCGCAGACCUGUCCGACCUCUACUCCAUUAACCCGUUUAAUGUCACUUUCCCUGACGAGGUGAUGGGCUUCGUUCCCGACGGGAGGAACUACACCGAGCCUAACCCGGUAAAGAGCCCCGCGGGCAUCAUCAUCGCCAUUUCCAUCACUGCUCUGUACUCCGUUAUCUGCGUGGUGGGACUCUUGGGAAACAUCCUAGUGAUGUAUGGAGUGGUCAGAUACACAAAGCUGAAAACUGCCACCAAUAUCUACAUCUUCAAUUUGGCACUUGCAGAUUCUCUGGCCACUAGUACACUUCCAUUCCAGAGCGCCAAGUAUCUAAUGAACACCUGGCCUUUUGGUGAGCUUCUAUGUAAAAUUGUCAUAGCUAUUGACUACUAUAACAUGUUUACCAGUAUCUUCACCCUCACUAUGAUGAGUGUGGACCGUUACAUUGCCGUGUGCCACCCUGUGAGAGCGCUGGAGUUUCGUACCCCCAUCAAGGCCAAAAUCAUCAAUGUGUGCAUCUGGAUUCUCUCCUCUGCUGUUGGAGUGCCAAUCAUGAUAAUGGCAGUUACCAGAGUGACAAACCAAGGUGCAACUGUCUGCAUGCUGAAGUUCCCUGAUCCAGACUGGUACUGGGACACAGUGACAAAGAUUUGUGUGUUUAUCUUUGCAUUUGUGGUACCAGUGCUAGUCAUCACGAUCUGUUAUGGUCUGAUGAUCCUACGUUUGAGAAGUGUCCGUCUUCUCUCAGGCUCUAAGCAGAAGGACAGAAACAUGCGUAGAAUCACUCGAAUGGUCUUGGUAGUGGUGGCCGCCUUUAUUAUCUGCUGGACACCGAUCCACAUCUUCAUCAUUGUCAAAACACUUGUCGACAUCAACCAAAAGAACCCCUUUGUGAUUGCCAGCUGGCAUCUGUGUAUCGCACUCGGCUAUACCAACAGCAGCCUCAAUCCUGUCCUCUACGCUUUCCUGGAUGAGAAUUUCAAGAGAUGCUUCCGAGACUUCUGCCAACCUUUCCGAACCAGAGCUGACCAGAAUAGCCUUAACCGAGUGAGGAAUGCCACAAGGGAGCCAGUGUCAGUUUGUGCACCUUCAGAGACAGGAAAGAAGCCAGUAUGACUAGGCCUGGAGAGGAUCCCACGGGGGUCCCAGUCCAGAAGAGUUCAGCAGGACCUGCAAUCUGAGGUCACUCAAAUCUCCACUACUGAAUUCUAGUAAAAGAAUGGAAGAGACACUUCCUACAUUUUAGAAAGCAUUCAGCUCCACCAUACUCAAUACUGUCUCAAGUUUUGCAUAUUCAGAAGAUAACCAGAGAAACUGAGUUAAGCAGCUCCUCUUUUUACUUUGUCUAGUGGAUUGGCCCCGGUAAUUAUUCCGGAAGAGAUGCUAACACAGUGAUGAGCCUCUUCUCAGUCCAAUGUCCGAAACAGGGUAAAUUAUCAGACUUUAAUGGUCCAUGGAUUUUCAGGGUCUGAAAUCUUACUGGUUUUGAGGACAUGACCCAAAAAUCUGAAUGAAGGACCAUUCACAGAAAGUCUGCAAACAAUGGAUGAUUCAAUUCCCUGUGAGUGAAAAUAGCUGCUGUUACAAUCAAAAAUUAAAUCCGAGACAAGCUACGAAAGCAAAUAGUGAAGAUGGGUUCCAUUUGGAGGAAACUGGCUCAAAAAUGAAAAGUAUUUUCAGCAGUUGUUUAUAUAUUUUAUUUCCUCUAUCUCUCAGAUAUUGGACUGGUAGCGGACAAGCCUUGGGGAAAUAGAAAAAACUCAAACAAACAUGGGAAAUAGAUGUAAAAACUCUAAAUGUCGCAAACCCUAGUGAUGGAAACUCCAGCGGAAUGAUGGGAAAAUAUAACUUGCCCCAGAACAGACUGAUGCCAGGUUGGAGAAAAGUGAAGAAAAAUGGUAUGUUAUGACAUUCAGACCAAAGAGUAUGUGGUUUGAACCUGAGCCUAAUGGAAAAAUUAAUUAUGGAAAAAUAAAUAUUGAUGGAUUAUUUGCCAUUAUUGAUGAAGACACCAAACUCUGCAUCAACUGUGGCCUCCUCUCCAACUUACUCCAUUACUGUAGCCCCUGAACAAACUUAUUUUCUAAUGUUGCCGUUCUUUGUUCAGUUACAGUGAAGAGGUGUACAGACAGACAUCUGAAAUCCACCAUUUCAGGACAUUCCCAAUAAGGUUUACUUAAAGCGGAAAGUAAACCCUACUGAAGAAACACAAUAAAUUACCAUUUAAGAGUGUUGGAAUAAUGAUCCAUUAAAUGUCAUUAAAAGAAGCAAGGUCAAAAUUCACAAGAAGCUUUUCUCUGGAGUUCCUGAUAUAUAUAAAUAUUAUAUAUAAUGACUUUAUGUGUAUUAGUUGAAUGUAACAUUGAAGUUCUUCGACCCUACAGUCAUUUCUGAAUGUCUUGAUUUUGAUCUGUAAUGAAUGCAAUAUGAUCAGCUUUAUUUCUUAUAUUCCUACCAAAACAGCAAGUGUUUAUUAUUUAUUUAUUUAAUAUCACUGUGCUUUUACAGUCAAGUCAGAAGUGUAGCAAAAGAGGAAUGUCCGUAGAUAUGUACAUUUUAUUAUUCCAUUGUGGUUGGCAGCUCCAUUUUGUUAAAUUCCAUUUAAAACCUCUAGAGAUGGUUUUGCCAUUUAAGAGAUGAAUUGAAUAUUCCUCAUAAGUGCUUGGUGAAUUUUAAUUGCAGUAUGUCAUUUGAGUCAAUUAACUGGAUUGAUUUUGGUCUAACCAAAAAUAGCAAAGGCUGACUAGAUGACUCACAACUCAAGAGUAAGUGUUUUUGAUGCCUUGCCUCUGUAUAUUUUCUAGUUGUACUAGCUCACUGAGUCAAGUGUUUUAUUGUUAUGAUACUGACAAAUGUACUGAGCUGUAAUUUUGCUGAUGAUAAGUGAUUUUAGUGAAAUUGUGUUUGUAUUGCAUUUUAAAGAAAUAUAUAAAAAGGUGUUUAUAGGUGUUUAUAAGAAACUGCAAGACAGUAAACAUCUGCAAAAAUAUAGUCUGAUUUAUACAUGGUCAAAUUAAAUACAUGGUCUUGUUUAGGCAUCAGUUUGUGGGUCCAUGGUAAUCAGAACAGACAUCCACUUUUUGUUCUACAAUAGGGUUGUUUAGCUUGGCUCCUGGAGGGCCGGUGUCCUGCAGAGUUUAGUUCCAACCCUUAUUAAACACACUUGACCAAGCUAAUCAAAGUAUUCAAGACUAUUUAAAAAUGAUGAACAGGUGUGUUGGAUAAGGGUUGGAAGUAAACUAUGCAGAUCACUGGCCCUCCAGGACCGGCCCUGUUCUACAACAUAUUUUUCAUGGUCAUAUCUUAAAACAGAGGUCCUCAAUUCCAAUUUUCAUGCUCCAUGAACUGGGUCCCAAUGCAGUGUUCACUGCUCCAUAUUCCCUGAGCAUGUUCACUUGACACAAUACAUUCAUUUGGGCCACCCUGCAACAUCAUCACACACAGACAAAAUUCAGUAGUAGGUUCAGUAUGAUGACAUAUACCUUUGUACUGUAAAUAACAAAGAGAAAUGAAACCGCAUCAGGACCGGAGUUGAGAACUGCUGUUUUAAAACAGUAUGCGUUAAAGGGACAGUUUCACCAAAAAUGAAAAACUGUGUCACUUACUCAUGUUUAUAAAAGCAUAUUUUGACGAAUGUUGAUUACCUAGCGGUUGAGGGUAGACAGCCCCAACCCCCAGCCCCAACCCCCCCCCCCCCCAUAUAAAUCAACUGUGUGUUUAAAAACAUCUUUCAACAUCUUGUUUUAUGUUCAAGAGAAGAAGUCUCUCAUACAGGUUUGGAACAACAUGAGAGUGAGUAAAUUAUGACAGAAUUUCCAUUUUUGGGUGAACUACCCCUUUAAAAAAGUUCAUAUGUAUGUAUAUAUAUAUAUAUAUAUAAAAAACAAUGCUAAAUCUCUUCAUUUGGACUACAAACUGAACUGCACUAACAAUAAAACCCGUAAGGAUGCAUAUUCUGUACAGAAAGAGUUGUAGUUGUGAAUUGAUGCUAUAUUUGAAAUCACGGUACCUGCCAGUUAGCAGAAUAUUCAGUCAUAUUUCUGGAUUUGUUAAUUUUUGAUGCGAAGCUUCUACAUUUUUGUGGAGUGAUUUUGACUUUUUUUUUUUUUCUUUAUUAUUUAUUAUUGAUCAAAAGAGUCUGAUUCCUGUUAUCUUUGCUGGUUGUCAUUACUUGGCAGAACUGAAGGUAUAUUUUUGUUGUUUGCAUAUCUGUAGACCAGUCGUGCUGCAGUGCUCAGUGUAUAAUUGCGUCAUUCCACAGGCCAUAAUUGUAGAAUUUCUCACUGGCUUACACAAGAUCUGCUUAUAUUGUAUAAAUCCUUGAAAAUAAAUAAAUAAAUAAAAUAAAAUAAAUAAAAGCAUAACCUAUUGUAGCCU
This is a messenger RNA of Cyprinus carpio (common carp), 4917 nucleotides long. It is a transcript of the gene oprd1a, whose product is annotated as opioid receptor, delta 1a. Gene Ontology annotation, biological process: neuropeptide signaling pathway; G protein-coupled opioid receptor signaling pathway. Gene Ontology annotation, molecular function: G protein-coupled enkephalin receptor activity; neuropeptide binding. The record is from RefSeq and is a predicted model, not a curated record. Lineage: Eukaryota; Metazoa; Chordata; Actinopteri; Cypriniformes; Cyprinidae. Gene Ontology annotation, cellular component: membrane; neuron projection.